Tilletiaria anomala UBC 951 is the source of this 1077-nucleotide messenger RNA. RefSeq lists its product as uncharacterized. The transcript has a single exon. The record is from RefSeq and is a predicted model, not a curated record. Lineage: Eukaryota; Fungi; Basidiomycota; Exobasidiomycetes; Georgefischeriales; Tilletiariaceae. The coding region runs from base 443 to 1033 and encodes 196 amino acids.
CUUGAUCUACUCAGUGCCUUGCCCGCUGAAAAUGGAUGCCACCUUCACCGUCCGCGACCCUUUCCCCACUGGAACUGAUCUUGCCUGGGUUGGCCCCUGGAAACGAGCCAGUCUGUCAUGAAUGACGGGUUUCUUCGGCUCCUGCUCCUUUUAGAUUCUUCAUCGCUCUUUGAUCACAGAUCGCUCUUGGUGUGAUAUUCUGAUCUUUGAGAGGAAUAGAUUUGGCCAAGCCCGGGGAUCACUCACCCGUCGCGGACGAGCUGCAAUGGCCGCUCCUCGUCGGCUGGCAAACCAGGCAGAAGCAUGCUAGUAAAUCACCGAGCAUUUCACGACACUCCCUGAUAUCCAUGCCCGUCUUGCUGAACGGCAGUACUCUCGUGAGGCCAGUAGCCGGGCCUCAGUCACGUUCGAGAGAGUCCUGCCCAACAAUGACUACCAAACGAUGGUGUUGAACUCCAUCAACGUGAGCAUGUGCUACGUGUCCCGGGUCCUUUCUUUUUUCGUCCCUUUGUGGGUUCCGCCCCCUCUCUGGGGGGAGGGGGGGACUUUUCGUUCUUCUCUAGGUAGUCUCCAUGGCAACGUACGCCUGACGCCCCGGCAAAGACUUGCACAUACAGUCGCAAAUAUGGCCAGCACCUCACGGAUAACACUUGCCCUUCUGCGGAGCGGCACAAGCCGGUCGCUGCGACUGCCCGCCACAGCGGCGCCGCUGCCGACAUGCUGCUGCAGCCCAACUUCCUCAUCCAUCUCUGCCCCAUUUUCAACCACAACGCCCACGCCAGCCAAGGCAGUUGCUGGAGGGAAAGCGGGCAAGGGGAAAGCCGCUCCUGCGAGCGGUGCAGAUGAGGCUGCUGCACCAGUGGUGCGCAAGCCGGCUGCUCAGAGCGACGUCAGUGAGUACCCGAUGCCUCCUACCCGCCCUGUAAUCUUCAAGUGGGCUACUCGUUCCCUGACGCUCAUGCUGCACAAUCCCCUUGUCCAUAUUGUCGCUACCCAUAAUCUUUCUACUGAAAGCCUACGAUGCAUCCAAUGACACAUCAUCCGCGCCAGCUGGGACGAUCCUGCACGGCCUGUCAA